UAUAUCGCAUGUAAAAGCAUAACACACAACGAGAACGUGAAGAUUAUCGGUUUACUGUUUACCUGAUUUUAAAGAAAGUAAAUAUGUCAUCAUCUGAAGAAGACGAUGAAUUGAUGGAUCUAGAGACGAUCCGUGAUAAAAUGUUAAGUCAGCCACGGGGUGAACGUAUGCAAGUUAGUGCUUGGGAAGAUGACGAUGAUGGAAUAGAGGCUGAACGUAAUGCGAAAGAACCUGAUGCAAAAGAAAUUCUUACUGCGGCGGAGAAUGGUGAACUCGAUAAAGUAAAAUGUUUAUUAUUAAAAAAUCCUGAUUUGCUAGAAUGUACAGACAAAGAUGGUUACACUCCAUUACAUAGAGCAUGUUAUGGUAAUCAUGUAAAUAUUGUUGAGUAUCUACUUCAAAUAGGGGCUAAGAUAGAUGCUAGAACUGUGGAUGAAUGGCAACCAUUACAUUCUGCAUGUCACUGGAAUAAUGUUGAAUGUAUAGCAGCACUAAUUGCGCAUGGAGCAGAUAUUAAUGCCAAAAGUAAAGGAUCUCAGACACCUUUGCAUUUAGCAUGUGCAAGCUCUUAUAACUCUCCUGCAUUGCAACUUCUUUUAUUACAUCCAGAUACAGAUCCAAGAGUGAUAAAUUCAAGUGGUGAUACUCCACAAGAUAUAGCAAAGAGAACAGGGAAAUACUAUCCACUAUUUGAAAUCAUUGAAGAUUGUUUAAAUGUUAUUUGAGUCUAUAAAUAUGAUUUGCUUAAUAUGUUUAUUGAAUAUGCUUAUAUAUACAUGGUAUGUUGUCAUAAAAAAAUUUAUGAAUCUAAAAAUCACGAGCGCAUCAUCGAUAU
Messenger RNA from Eufriesea mexicana, 835 nucleotides. Its product is annotated as ankyrin repeat domain-containing protein 49. The record is from RefSeq and is a predicted model, not a curated record. The transcript is spliced from 3 exons. The coding region runs from base 84 to 725 and encodes 213 amino acids. Gene Ontology annotation, molecular function: protein binding. Lineage: Eukaryota; Metazoa; Arthropoda; Insecta; Hymenoptera; Apidae.